GUUUCAUGAUUCAAGAUUUUCCCUUUUCUCUCCUACGCGUCCACAUCUCUCUCUUUCUCUCUCUCUCUAAAAUUUGUGUGUAGAUUUUGUGUUUUUUUUUUUUUGUUUGAGAAUAAAAAAGAUUGUCUGAAUAAUAAAAAGUCCACUCCAGCCAGAUUACAGUGCAGCAGAGUCUUAGCUUGUAAAGAAAUCAAAGGCCUUUACAACUCUUGGAUUUACUCUCAGUUCUUCUCUCUUACUUGUAUUUUUUUUUUGGGGGCAGAAAGAAGAACAAAAACAAACCCAUUAGGCCAUUUCCCCUUUUUGGUUCUCUUUUUUUUUUUUAGCUUUGGAAUUGUUUAUUGGAAUCAUUAUUGAUAUAUUAUUCAGUUUUCCUUUUCUUUGCCCAAUUGGGUUUUUUUUGGGGUGUUUUUAUUUAGUGCUUUUCUCAAUGUGGGAGAGGUUGCUUUUGGGUAUCUUCUGAUGGGGGUUACAUUCAUGGCCACAUUUUCAUUUCUAUAACUUGUGGGAGUUUUUCAAGACUCAGUUUUUAGCAUACUGAAAAGUGGGUUAUCUACAAUUGGUUUUUUUAAUGUUAUUUUGUUGUUGGGGGUGACUGAGUGCCUUCUUCAGUGGGAAUUUCUGGCACUGAAAUAUUGAUUCUCUAGGUGGGUUUUUGUGGGAUUUUGGGGAGUUCUGGCUUAAGUGGGUUAUGCAAAAAUGGUGAUGGGUACUGGAGGAAGGCUCAUUGCCGGGUCUCAUAACAGAAACGAGUUUGUGCUUAUCAAUGCAGAUGAGAUUGGAAAGAUUAAAUCUGUGCAAGAAAUAAGUGGAGAAAAAUGCCAAAUUUGUGGGGAUGAAGUUGAAAUCAACGAUGGAGAGCUCUUUGUUGCGUGCAACGAAUGUGCUUUCCCAGUUUGCAGGCCUUGCUAUGAAUACGAGAGAAGAGAGGGGAGUCAAGCUUGUCCUCAGUGCAAAACCAGAUACAAGCGUCUCAAAGGUAAGAUUUUUCCACUUCAAAGAAAUAACUUGUUGAUAUUUAAACUGCAUAAAAAAGUUAAAGCUGAAGAGUGAUGCAAUAUUUAGGUAGCCCAAGGGUUGAGGGGGAUGAGGACGAAGAUGAUGUUGAUGAUUUGGAACACGAGUUUGAUUACGGAAACAUGGAUGGACCACUUGUUUAUGGUCCAUCUAUGCGGCAUAAUGUUGCCCGUGGAGGUCAUGCAAGCUCAUCCGGGAGUGGCAUUUCAGGACAAGAUUCAUCCCGUGGUAUCGAUAUUCCACUCCUGACCUAUGGUGAAGAGGAUGCUGAAAUAUCUUCGGAUAACCAUGCCCUUGUGGUUCCAACAUUUUCUGGUCAUGGAGCUGGUUCACAUUCUUCACCUUUUCCUGAUCCAUCAGCGCCUGUGCAACGAAGGUCUAUGGUUCCAGAGAAAGAUAUUGCCUUAUAUGGAUAUGGAAGUGUUGCAUGGAAGGAUCGGAUGGAGGAAUGGAAGAAACGACAAAAUGAAAAGCUCCAAGUGGUCAAGCAUGAAGGAGAAAAUAAUGCUGGUGAUGGUGGAGAAUUUGAUGAUCCUGAUAUGCCGAUGAUGGAUGAAGGGAGGCAACCACUUUCAAGGAAGUUGCCAAUUUCGUCAAGCAAGAUAAGCCCCUACAGAUUGAUAAUAUUAGUUCGUCUUGCUGUUCUGGGCUUAUUUUUCCACUACAGAAUCCUCCAUCCAGUCCCUGAUGCAUAUGGGUUGUGGAUGACAUCAGUAAUUUGCGAAAUAUGGUUUGCAUUAUCAUGGAUACUGGAUCAGUUUCCGAAAUGGCACCCAAUAGAGCGAGAAACUUACCUUGAUCGGCUCUCUCUCAGGUAUGAGAAAGAAGGAAAGCCAUCUGAGCUAGCUGCUGUUGACGUCUUUGUCAGUACGGUUGAUCCCAUGAAAGAACCUCCAUUAAUCACUGCAAACACUGUUCUAUCUAUAUUAGCAGUGGAUUAUCCAGUCGAAAAAGUUUCAUGUUACGUCUCAGAUGAUGGUGCGGCCAUGCUUACUUUUGAAGCUCUUUCUGAAACAUCUGAAUUUGCCAGGAAGUGGGUCCCCUUUUGCAAAAAGUUUAAUAUUGAACCACGGGCUCCGGAAUGGUAUUUUUCUCUGAAAAUUGAUUAUCUGAAAAACAAAGUCCAUCCCGAAUUUGUGAAGGAGAGAAGAGAAAUGAAGAGAGAGUAUGAAGAAUUUAAGGUCCGAAUAAAUAGCUUGGUGGCAAUGGCCCAAAAAGUUCCUGAGGAUGGUUGGACAAUGCAGGAUGGAACCCCAUGGCCUGGUAACAGUGUUCGUGACCAUCCUGGAAUGAUCCAGAUUUUUCUUGGAAAUGAUGGUGUAUCUGGUGUUGAAGAUGUUGAAGGAAAUGUGUUGCCUCGUUUGGUUUAUGUUUCCCGUGAAAAGAGGCCUGGUUUUGACCACCACAAGAAAGCUGGAGCGAUGAAUGCUUUGGUGCGCGUGUCAGCCGUUGUCUCAAAUGCACCAUUUCUUCUCAAUGUGGACUGUGAUCAUUACAUUAAUAAUAGUAAGGCCCUAAGAGAAGCCAUGUGUUUUAUGAUGGACCCGACUUCAGGGAAGAAAGUUUGCUAUGUUCAGUUUCCACAAAGAUUUGAUGGAAUCGAUAGGCAUGACAGAUACUCAAAUCGAAAUGUUGUUUUCUUUGAUAUCAAUAUGAAGGGUUUAGAUGGAUUGCAAGGGCCUAUAUAUGUGGGAACAGGUUGUGUUUUCAGAAGGCAAGCACUUUAUGGUUUUGAUGCUCCUAAAAGCAAGAAGGCACCAAGCAAAACCUGCAACUGCUGGCCCAGAUGGUGCUGUUUAUGUUGUUGCUCCAGAAAGAGCAAGAAUGGAAAAGCGAAAAAGGAUAACAAGAAAAAACCAAAGCACAAGGAGACCUCUAAGCAAAUACACGCUCUUGAAACCAUUGAAGAAGGAAUUGAGAAAGAAAACCCUGAGAACGCUUCUAGAAUAAAACUAGAAAAGAAGUUUGGCCAGUCUCCUGUUUUUGUUGCCUCUACACUGCUGGAAAAUGGUGGAGUUCCCAGGGUUGCUAAUCCUGCAACAUUACUGAAAGAAGCCAUUCAUGUCAUCAGCUGUGGCUAUGAAGAUAAAACAGAAUGGGGAAAAGAGGUUGGGUGGAUAUAUGGUUCUGUCACAGAAGAUAUCUUGACUGGAUUUAAGAUGCAUUGUCAUGGUUGGCGAUCUGUGUAUUGCAUGCCUAAGCGGCCUGCUUUCAAGGGGUCAGCCCCCAUAAAUCUUUCAGACCGUCUUCAUCAGGUUCUUAGGUGGGCUCUCGGAUCUGUCGAGAUUUUUAUGAGCAAACAUUGUCCUCUUUGGUAUGGUUAUGGAGGUGGGCUGCAUUGGCUACAGCGAUUCUCGUACAUCAAUUCUGUUGUAUAUCCUUGGACUUCCGUACCUUUGCUGGUAUAUUGUACCCUGCCAGCCAUCUGUCUCCUAACUGGGAAAUUUAUUGUUCCAGAGAUAAGCAAUUACGCCAGUAUCAUAUUUAUUGCACUCUUCAUCACCAUUGCCGUGACUAGUUGCCUUGAAAUGCAAUGGGGUGGUGUGAAUUUAGAUGAUUGGUGGAGAAAUGAGCAGUUUUGGGUAAUUGGAGGUGUUUCGUCACACCUUUUUGCUCUCUUUCAAGGUCUGCUCAAAGUUUUGGGUGGUAUUGAUACAAACUUUACUGUCACUUCUAAAGGAGGUGACGAUGGGGAGUUUUCCGAGCUUUACCUAUUCAAAUGGACAUCACUCUUGAUUCCUCCGACGACUUUAUUGAUUAUAAACAUUGUUGGAGUUAUAGUCGGGAUAUCUGAUGCUGUUAAUAACGGAUAUGAUUCUUGGGGUCCCUUGUUCGGCAGACUUUUUUUCGCCGUCUGGGUCAUCCUUCACCUGUAUCCAUUCCUCAAGGGUUUGAUCGGAAAGCAGCAGAGGACACCUACAAUAAUAAUCGUCUGGUCAAUUCUUCUGGCAUCCAUUCUUACACUCUUGUGGGUACGAGUAAACCCAUUUGUUUCAAGGGAUGGUCCGGUACUGGAAAUUUGUGGAUUGAACUGUGACGACUGAAAACCGCGGACUCCAGUAAAGCGAAGAAGUGAAGGACUUAAGGUGGAAUCUCUCAUUUGGAUGAUUCCCUUGUGUUGCCAGACACAAGAACAGACAAUGCUGGCAUGUUUUUUUGGCAUGAAGAGGUAUGAACUACACGGGUAGAAUAACGCUGUAGAUAUGAAGCAAAAAUUGCAAGCUGACAAAUUAUUUUUGUUCCAGGAUGGUGUUCCAUUCCCUCCGAUUCUUUUGUUGAAUUAUAUCAUCUGUACCAGGUUAUUUUUUUGGGUGUCUGUAAUUUUUGUCCGUGCAUAUAUUGUUACAAGUCAUCCCCCAAUUGAUGGGGUAAUUUAGUGUGUAAAAGUUAUACUCAGAUAUAUAUAAACCUAUUUCUCUUUGAUGAACUCUGAAGAAUGUCUUUUGUCUUUAUUAGUUUAAACCUUGAGAGUGAUUAAAAAUAGAUUAGGGUAGACAUUUUUUUUUAAUUCCUGUAAGGUAUAACACGGUUGCGAUCUCCUUUGUUUGAUUCAAGUCAUGGCUUCAUAUACACUGCAACACUUUCCUUUGUU
Molecule: messenger RNA, 4609 nt
Organism: Oldenlandia corymbosa var. corymbosa
Lineage: Eukaryota; Viridiplantae; Streptophyta; Magnoliopsida; Gentianales; Rubiaceae
Source: the annotation of a GenBank genome assembly